AUGGCGAUCAUGAUGUCACUGCAUGGGGUUAGCAAGCACCAAUGGGACGUACCGCGGUCCGAAAUCCCUUUCAUAGUCCGAGCUGUCACUCCUGCUGCUAUAUACGACGUUUGUAUUCUCGCAUAUACCAUUUUGAUGUUUCUUAACAUCUUCUUAUACGUUAAACCUGUUGUCGACACCAACAAAGCUCUCGGGGCUGUGAAUCUUUUCAGUGACAUUUAUAUACUAUGCGCUCCUAUUGCAGCAGUUUCAAAAUUUCAGCUUUCUAUCAAAGCGAAAUUUGGUAUCAUAUUAGUAUUCAUGAUCGGAACUAUAGCUUGCGCGAAGAGUCUUGUAGGCCUUAUAUUUCGACUACAAGUUCAUCAAACGGAGGCGUCUGUGGGAGCUCUCACCAAUGGCUACGGCGCACAUGCCGUAGUGUGUAUGGCAGGAAUGGCGGCACACAAACAAGCAAUGAGGCUGAUGUUGAACAAAGGCCUAUGCAUUGUAGGUUCAUCCGUUGGAACGCCUCAGCAUAUGGAUGAGCUACUGGCUCUAGCAGUUGCGGGCAAAGUUCUGCCGUUGGUGGAGGUGAUUGAGUUCGACGAUCUGAAUCACGCCUUGCGGCGACUUGCGAGGCACGAAGUCGAGGGGAGGAUUGUUGUCAAUACCCCUCCAUGA
Molecule: messenger RNA, 660 nt
Organism: Letharia lupina
Lineage: Eukaryota; Fungi; Ascomycota; Lecanoromycetes; Lecanorales; Parmeliaceae
Exons: 8
Coding region: 1-660 (219 amino acids)
Source: RefSeq, a predicted model, not a curated record